Messenger RNA from Cylicocyclus nassatus, 1038 nucleotides. NCBI's taxonomy places the organism in Eukaryota, Metazoa, Nematoda, Chromadorea, Rhabditida, Strongylidae. The record is from the annotation of a GenBank genome assembly.
CGCUCUGUUUGUCAUGUGGCUCAGUCCGUUUCUUCCCGUUUCGAUCCGGUUGCUGCAUUGAUUGUUGGCUUUAAUAGACUGUGUACAGUGCUCCUAUGGUAUCAAAUACUGAAGAUUCUGUAGUCAUACAAGAGCAGCCACUCAAUCCACACAACGGUCAUCCUUCAUUGCAGCCUUUUACUGGAGUGGAGAAACUUGUUAAUGAACAAAGUUCGGCCUUCACUAAUGGAAACGAUGUUUCACAAUACACAACGAUCGACUUGAAGUCGGAUUCGAAAGGCUUUGGCUUCAACAUUGUUGGUGGAAAAGAUAGCCCGCACAUUCCUGGGCACAAUGGGAUUUUUGUCUCGGUUAUCAAGCAAGGUGGACCAGCUUACAAUGAUGGGAGGCUUUCUGUUGGUGAUCUUAUAUUAUCUAUAAAUGGAAUCGAUCUGAUAAAUAAGACACAUGACGAAGCGGUAGCAAUCUUCCGAUCACAAGCGGGGACUGCUGCUCAGCUGGUUGUAGAGGUUGCAGCGGAAAACAGAAUUUUGAACGAACAUUUUCCCGCGGACCCUCACAUCUGUGCAGGAAGGUCUCCCUUCUAUGACGACAGCCUUCCAAGUCCUGGUUCCAUGACUCCUCUCAUCCGCUAUGAUAAGCAAGAAAUGCGACCUCCACCCACACCAAUAGCUAGAGAAGAGCCUAGAAGCCGCGAAGAGGACAAUGAAUCAGUUUCAAGCUGCACACCAUCUACACACUCGUAUUUGGAUGAUGUGCCGCGUACACCUAAAAGACCAAUGAGCUAUUUUGAUCCUAGAAACCCGUCCAUAAUCACAGAGGCGCUGUACGUGUCGAUUGGUUUGGCAGUCAUUUCCUUGGGAGUCUACGUUGGGUAUCGAUUUAUUCGUGGAAGAAGAAAAUAGUGACUUUUCAAUUGAAGUAAUUAGUUAUUAGGUGUGAUAAAAGCUACGGUAGGAAUCAGUUAUCGAACGCUUAUGUUUCAUGUCUCCAAAGAAGUGAAAACUGACCAGAUAAAAAAUAAAUUAUUCUGCGAAC